AAUUGUCAAACAUUGUCGCAUGUGGUUUUGCACCACAUUGUUUUUCAAUUUAGAUAUUUCUAGUUUUAGUCCUAUUUUCUUGUAGGUCUUUAGUUAUAUUUAAAUGUGUUAAUCUGUUUUUAAAAUCGCAACGCUGAAAUAACUUAGUUAACAAUGAAUUUUGCACAUUUGUAUAAAAGUGCCGCCGAGACAAAUGUUAAAUUAAUAUCUACACAGGACAAACUUGGGAAGUCGAAAAGAAAAAAAAUGAAAUCAAAUUUAGUAACAUCAAACACAGUAGGUGAAACAGGUGAAAAAAAUACAGAUGAAAACCAACCGUUAAACAAUGUUUUAAAUAAAAAUGCUAGAAAAAAAGAUAAAGUAAAAUCAGCACAAGUCAGUUAUAACUCGGAGAGUGUAGUUAAUACAGAAAUGGGGAAAAUAAAACCUAAAAAAAGGAACAAGUCUGUUAGUUUUAUGUUGGAUGACAAGGAAGAGGUGGUUGUUAAAAAAACUAAGUCAGAUAUAACAACUCAUAAACAAGAUACAAUUAAUAACGAGAAUAACAGGAAAAAACAAAAAAAGAAGAAUAAGUCUCAAGAUAGAGUAGAAAAUGAUGAUGUUGACAUGAAGAAGGAAGAUAUUACAUCAAAUUCAAUUGACAAAACUAUGAACUUGAAAAGGAACAUAUUACAAAAAUUAGAUAAUGAAUAUAGUGAUCCUACAAAAAGGAAGAUAAAUAAAAAAGUAAAGAAAAACAUUAAAGGUAAAGAAUCAGGUGAUAGCAAUAUUGAAAAUGUAAAUCUGAUAAACAAAAGUCAAGAAACAACUGAUAAUAAAAAGAAAAAAUUACAACAUAAAGAAAUUGAUACAAAUGUUGGUACAUCCACAACUGAUAACAAAUCAUCAGUUGAACCUAAAAAGGCUAAGAAAAAGAAAAACAUCACAAAUGCACAAAAUAAUGAAACUGAAAUUGACUCAGAUAAGUAUAAAAAGAAUGAAAAUAAACCCGAGGUCAUAGCAGGAAAUCUUGAAAACCUUAGUAUUGGAGAUAACACACACACUUUAUCAAACCUCCUUGAUGAAAUGACUGUAGUUGACAAAAAGAAACGAAAGAAAAACAAAAUUAACAAAAAAAGAGACAAACAACCAGAAGCAGAGACUAAAGCUGAAAUUGAAGGAAGUAAAGAGAAAGAAAAAUGGCAGAAAAAAAGAUGGAAUAAGGGAAAGAAAGGAAAAGAUGACCCUGAUAAAGGCAUGCAUCCUGUAAAUGUAGAAAACUUACCUUUUAGUAUAAUUUUGAGCUAUAAGAAAUUGUUAGCUGAACAUUUUGCACAGUGUGGAACUGUACGGAGAGUUGGUAUUGCACAAAUCUACCCAUCAGAGGGUAUCAAGCCAGUUUUCAACACAACAGUUUAUUUUGAUACCGCAGCUGAUGCUAUGAAGGCGUUAGAAGAAGACAACACAUCUUUUGAAGGCACCACCAUUCGGGUGUUAAAGCCAUUCCCUCCAACAGAGACAACAGCAGUGGUGCGCACAUAUGGCCCACUCACCGAACAGAUCAUAAGCACGAUGUUCAGUAAUGUAGGACGCAUAAGGAGAAUAAGACAUCUUAUCAAGGGAAAGAAAUCCAUGUCUACGGCAUUCGUAGAGCUAGACGAACCUGAGGCGGUGGAGCGCGCCAUGAAAAUGGCCGAAGAGGUUAGAGUCGGCGGCAAGAAAGUAUAUGUCACCAAGUUCCAGCUGCAUGAGAAACCGAAGAAAAACAAGAAAAAAAGCAACACAAUAGAUAAAGUUGAUGAAAAGAGACCGCCAGUUAAUGAUGAUGAGGACAGUGAUGAUUCUGAUGAUGACAAAAAUGAUUAGAUUACAUUUUAUAACCUAUAUUUUUCACUUUCUGUUUGAGCUAUUUUGAUGUUGAACAUUUUGUGUUAUAAUUGUGAGUUUAAUGUUGCGUUUGUACAAAUUAUGUACCUCUGAAUGUGACGUCAUAUUAUUAAAUUGUAUAAAAAUU
Messenger RNA from Papilio xuthus (Asian swallowtail), 1993 nucleotides. RefSeq names its product ABC transporter F family member 4. The record is from RefSeq and is a predicted model, not a curated record. The transcript has 4 exons. The coding region runs from base 154 to 1845 and encodes 563 amino acids. NCBI's taxonomy places the organism in Eukaryota, Metazoa, Arthropoda, Insecta, Lepidoptera, Papilionidae. Gene Ontology annotation, molecular function: RNA binding.